Molecule: messenger RNA, 1343 nt
Organism: Brassica napus (rape)
Lineage: Eukaryota; Viridiplantae; Streptophyta; Magnoliopsida; Brassicales; Brassicaceae
Exons: 7
Coding region: 180-1112 (310 amino acids)
Molecular function (GO): oxidoreductase activity
Source: RefSeq, a predicted model, not a curated record
CGUGAUUUGUCAGUUUGGCCCACUACCACUAGCUUCAUAAAUUUUAUUUCAUUUUUGUCUGCUAGUAAUCAUUAUGAAACAUUGUGAUCUUGGUCCAUGAUUCGACCUAUAAGAUAAUUUAUUAUAUAAGAACAAUCAAGCAAAUCUGUUUCUCAUCCAAAUCUCAAGGAUCUUUCCGCAUGGGUUCUCUCGAUUUACCUCACGUAUCAUCGUUCAAGGGAGGAAGCGAAAUAUUUCUUAGGAACGUGUUUGAGAAUAUACUGAAGACGUAUUUGAGGAAGAACCCGACCGCGAAGACGAUAUGGGAGCUCGUUCAGUCCGUGGACAAUGAGAAGAUCUGCUAUGACCACUUUACUUUCAGGACACUUAAGGUAGAUGGAUAUGGAAUAGAUUCCUUAUCGAGUUUUUUCAUGGAUUAUGGAUAUAAAAUUGGAGGCGGACUUGAUUUUCCUAAGAAGAAACUGCGAGUUCUCUGGUUUUCUCCACCGGAUGCUCAAGCCCCAAAUGACGGUCACGGUCUAGCCAAUGGUCCUUUGCCACGACUUGUUAUAGCUGAGGUUCUUGUGGACAAACUAAGCCUUGAAUCACAGGGGAUAAUAACGAAGUAUUUGAAACCACUAGGUGGUAAACAAGCCGUUCUUUCAAGUACUUUAGGGUCUUUAAUUUGGGAGAAGCCUACAUGGGCCGACUUCACGCAGCUUGCCAAAGAAAGCGAAUUUGCGGCAUGGACACUUAUCCACGGCUAUACAAUGAACCAUCUCGCUUUUGCGGUUCAUCGAUUUAAACACCGUUUCAACGACAUUAAAUAUGUCAAAGAAUAUCUUGAAGAAAAGGGAUUCAAACUCAACAGUGACGGAGGAAUUCUCAAAGUGAGUCAAGAUGGUCUACUGAUACAAAUCUCAUCCAUCUCGGAAAGGCUUGCGGUUGAAUUUGCUGAUGGAGUAACUGAAAUAAUCCCGGCUUCGUACAUUGAGUUCACGCAACGUUUAGCUCUUCCACAGUUCAAAGAUAUGCCGAGUGAUGAGAUCAAAGAAUAUCACAGACGUGAGGCCUUUGAACUCGAUAGUGCCAACCACGUAAUGGAAAGCACACGUUUUGCAGCACAAUUCUAGAACUAAAGUUGUUGUGUUCGGCUCAGUGUGUCAAAUUUGUGCGUGUAUGUGCUUGUAUGCAAUAUGUUCAAAUGUGUGUGUGUGUGUGCGCUUUUCUAGAUCCUUAUGUUGUUCUUUUCUUUUGGAGUGAAAAUUACUUUUAUAUAUAACAUCUCGUGAUAGUUAUAUAUUAUUGAUAAGCGUGCCAGUUUGUACAAUGAAUCACAUGGUUCAUGAAUAUGGUUUGUAAUA